AAUUAUAUGCAUUUAUUGAUUUUGCAAACCAUUUUCUUUCCUUAUGUAUUACAGAAUGAGUGCAUUAAAAUUAUGAUAUUUACAUUAUAAUUUUUUUUUAACUACGAAACAUUAAUCACGGGCGUUGCACGUUUUUAGCAGCCGGGCAAACACCACUUUGGGCACGUCUGUCCAAAACGUCAAUAACAACGUUGAUAACAAACGAGUUCCCCGACUGCGGUUUGAACUUUAUAUAAUUAAAAAUCCAUACCUUAGUAUAAUAUUUUGCUCCGUUAGCUUUUAUGGUAAUUAAACUGACAAUGGACGAUGAUGGACGUUUGGGCUUGAUAUAUUAUUUGAAUUAAUCGCGUUUAAUUGACUAAAAAUUGUUUUAACAUCAGCAGGAACGAUGAAGAAAUUCAUUAUAUCUUUACUGCUCUUCCAUAUAAUACUGCCAUUGAGUUUAUUAACAUGUAUCUGUUUAAAACAGACUGCAUUAACUGGAGUUUAUCUAUUUUUACUACUCUACCUUCCUCUAGUUAAAACGCCUACUCCAAAAAAUAUAAAUGGAAGUUCUGGAAUGUUUUUGAAAACUGUAACUUUGAUAAGUUGGCUCAUGAUAUUAAUUCAGGUUUUAUUCCAAAUUAUUCUGCUUGUGAUGCAUCCAUACGGAAAAAUUCUAGAACCAACAUGCGGCGGAGUAGAACGAAUGUUUCGUUAUAUUGGUUUAAUCGAGUUAUCUAAACUACAAUUGAUAGACAUAUUAUAUUUCUACUUGCCAGAAUUGAUAAUGGUUUGUGCAUCUACUAUUAUACAACGCAUGUUAAUUAAGAUUAAUGUUGAAGAAGAUGCAUCAAAUACUUUUACGGAAAUCACAGAUCCUGAAUCAAGAGCAACUACAUGGCAACAGACAAGUUCUAUCUCUAUUGCUAUUUCUAUUGGAAAAUAUCUUUGUUUGGUGAUUAUUUGUCUUGCCGGAGUUGCUGUGCCAUCAAUUAUUAGUGCAUUUUACUAUAUAACAUUUUUGGGAAUAAUGACUUGGUGGUCUUGUUACCAUCCUAUAAGUCGUGGAUUUGCUUAUUUAUUUCGUUUUGUUUGUUUGGUCGCUUGUAUACAUGUAUCUAUUCUUUUUGUAUAUCAAAUGGAGUGGGCUCAAAUUCUUUUACCUCCAGAAUCGCCAUUUGCAAGAUAUUAUGGUCUCAUUGCUAUCAGAAAAACAUUCUGUAAGAAUAAUACUGUUAUAGUCAAAUUUAUGGACUGUGAAUGGCCUAUGUAUGCAUUUCCUUUAAUCUUGGUUGUUACACAUUAUCUCUUAUGGUUUGAAUCACUUCUUAUACUAAACAACCCGGAUUUAGAAACAAAGGAACCAUUAGGAAUGACUCGGCAAGUAACAGUUCGUUUAUCUCAAAAAGGUCCCAAUAGCUAUUUCUUUCGAAAUAAAACAAAUCGGUGGCGUGCUGCCACUCGCAAAGUUUGCAUGCACGCUUCUACAGAACAUUCUGCGGAUCAUACUCAUCCAACAGAAAAUACGCCUUUAAUUCGUGGCCAAAAACCUAUGUAUACUACUAGUCCAACGACAACUGACAGUCCAUCUUGUAGUAUGGUAGAAAGUGAAGUCCAAAAACCUAAUACUCAACAAGAAGGAUAUCAUGAUGAUAGAGAAUAUAAAUCAAAUAUAUUCUAUUAUUUGAUGGAUGUCCUAAGUACUGUGUCACAAUUUAUCACCCGCACAUCAUAUAUUGGCACUAAUAUAGUAAUGAUGGCUUGGAGUAUUACAUAUCACAGUUGGUUAACAUUUGUUCUGCUCUUAUGGGCUAGUGUUUCUUGGAUGGUUCCUCAACAAAGAAAAACAAUGUUAAGAUCAUCGCCAUUUUUAGUGUUCUAUGCAGAGUUUUUACUGCUAUCACAAUUUUUGUAUGGAAUGAAUUUAAAUGACUCUGAAUUACCUCAAACCAUUCAAGAUUGGAAUUUAGAACAAAUUGGCUUUACCAAAGUUCGUCAUUUCCCUUGCAAACCUUUAAUCAUAAAGACACUAUUUACAACGAUGUUCUGGAUAACAAUGAGACAAUAUAUGCAAGAAAGGAGGGAAGCUAGAAGCCAUUCUGCUGUAGCUAAUAUGAUUGCUCCCCUUCAAGUUACAGUGGGAACAGCAACAGCUAUGGGAGGUGAUUCAGGUACAAAAGGUAGUCAAUUAAUGCAGAGACUUGGCGAAGAAGCUAAGAUAAUCCUAACCAAAUUUUGGAUAUGGGUUGUGGCAUUUGUGUUAUUUGGAAUUGGCAUAACUGGCGAACGGAUGACAAUAUUCCGAAUAAUUUAUAUGGCACUGGCAUUAAUAUUUUUAUUAACAUUCCAAUUGUCUUGGGUUUUAUGGAGGAAAAUUAUGUAUGGAUUUUGGCUUACAGUCAUAAUUUAUUCAAUGCUGAUAUUAGUUAUGACAUACACAUAUCAAUUUGAUAAUUUUCCAUAUUAUUGGGAAAAGUAUCUAAAAAUUCCACCCACAUUACAAUUAGAUAUAGGUUUGGAAAAGUUUGAAACUGGUGAGCUGUUUGUACGACUUUUGACACCAACAUUUUUUGUUAUCAUAACUGUUGUUCAACUUUACUAUUUUCAUAAAGAUUUUUUGGCUAUAUCUGAUAUUAAGAGCCGAGGUACUAGUAUUGUUAAGCCAUCAAACCCAGACGAUUCUUCAGCUUCAAAUAGUGAUAAAGAUUCAUCAAAUUCCAGCAUUUCACUUACAGAUAAUAAAUACCAAAAACAUCCUCCACGUCCAAGUUUUAUAUCUGAGAGAAAAUCUUUUAAAGUCUUCAAAAAUUUACCAAAGGUCAAAUUACGCUCAUUUUUUAAGAUGCUUAAAUCAAUUUUGUCAUAUAUAAUUGAGCUAGCAUGGCUAUAUGCUGAAUUACACAUGAUAAAAAUCAUAUUAUUGUGUGUCAUGUUUUUGGCUGUAUAUGAGGUGUGUUUGCUACAUUUUGUAUUGGUUGUAUUAGUGACUAUUUCAUUAGUAUUUAAUAGUCGUAUACAGUCAAUUAUUGUGUAUAUCAUAUCUGUUUAUGUAUCUAUAUUAUUACUUACCAAGAUGAUUUACCAAAUUGAAUAUAUACGAGAAGGUACAUGGAAUGUCACAUGUCCAGACCCUCAAGAUAUAGGUAAAACUAAAGAUUAUAAUACUGCCAAUUGGGUUGGAUUUACAAAGUCUACAGCUAAUAUUUCUUUACUCAAUUUACUUAAAGGAUAUAUUUCUAUAGUUUUUGUCAUAACAUUGCAUAGAGUUGUUAUAACUCGGCAAAAAUACAAGAGACAUUUAAAAGGUAGACCACUAUCAAAGCCUUUAAGAAUGUUUCCCGGUAUUACUUUUAAAGAUGUUGAUCAUGACAUACCUCAUUGUUUGAAGUAUUUAUUGAAUUUUGGAUUUUAUCGAUUUGGUGUAGAGAUAACUCUUAUUGCUGUAGCAGUACUAGUUGGAACAAGAAUGGAUUUUUAUGCUGUACUUUAUGCAUUAUGGUUAAUGACUUUUGUAAUGUUAUCGAGGGCAACUUUAGCAAAAGUAUGGAUAAUUUUUAUGUUUUUUGUUGUUAUUACCAUACCAUUGCAAUAUGCUAUUGUCAUUGGACUACCUCCAGAUCUUUGUUUAGAGUGGCCAUGGGAUGAAAAUGAAAUAAUGAAGAAUUUCCGUGACUGGAUGUUCUUACCAGACCCCGAUUCGCCUCCAGAUGCAUACAAAUUACUAUGUGAUUUUAUUGUAUUAUUGUUUGUGUCUCGUCAAUCUAUUGUCUUCAAAAUAGAAAGAAGACAUAUAGAUGUGGAAUAUCCAGGAGGAACAAAUCGUUCAAUUAUUGAAGAAGCUGAAAAACCCAGUUUUAUAAAUCCAGUGCCUGACUUUGUAUCUCAUAUAAGAUCAUGGCUUGAUAUAUUAAAACGCAUUGUUCUCAUUGGAUUUAUUUGGUUCACAUUAGCCAUUGUAUUUUUGGCUGGUACCAAUAGAGUUAAUCUAUUUUCUCUUGGAUAUUUAAUAGGUUCAUUUAUAUUUUUAUGGCAAGGCAAUGAUUAUUAUCUUCGACCAGUAAAUGUUAUUCUAAAAUGGUGGAAUAAGUUAAUACUGUACAAUAUAACUGUUAUUACUUUGAAAGCUAUACUCCAAAUACCUGGUUGUAUUUUUAUGGAUUACAUGAAAAUGAAAGCUUGUUGGAUGAUACAACUAUUUGGUAUUUCUUGUAUACAAAAGUUUUCUACUAACCAUCCAGCUAUAACAUCAUCAGACAACGAUGAUUGUGAGAUACCUAUUGAACAUGUUGGUUUAGCAUGGGAUAUUUUAUGUUUUGGAUUUUUAAUCUUUCAAAGACGUCUUUUCAAUAGUCAUUAUUUCUUUAGAAUCGUGGAUGAAACAAAAGCAAUGGCUAUAUUAGCCUCCAGAGGUGCUGAAUUAAUUCAAGAGCUUUCACAAAAACGAAUCCAAGAACAGCACGAAUCAGAACGAAAGGUCUUAGAAAAAAUCAAAUCAAAAAUGGAUCGAAUCAAAGCUACUCAAAAGAAAAUUCAAGGUUUUGGAAUCAAGGAACCAGAAUCUCACGAAAAAGCCGAGGAAACCGCGUUCGCCCCGCUGGCCCGCGAUCUGUCUGGGAGUUCGAUCGUUCAAAGUUUUCACACGCCGCUCGAAGACGAACCGCCCACGUUGUCGUACUUGCAACCGCCGACGCCCACGUCCACCGUUCUGACCGUGUCGCUGGACGGUUACCUGGACCCGCAGCGAAUGUCGUUCAGCAGCACUGCGCACCGGCGACCGCUGUCGUUCGACGAGAGCGCCAUUUAUAGUGGCGUGUUCUCGCCACCUCCGACGAUCGCGCAACACCGACGGCAGUCCUCGUUGGGCGUACCGUCCACCUGGUACCCGCGCAAGCGGUCGGCUUCGGCGACGUCUCAUCAUACUUCUAUUCGUUCAGGUGAUUAUUACAUGUUUGAUGAAUUUGAUGAUGAAUUAGAUUCAAUUGUAGAAAAAGAUAAUGAAUUAAGUGAUGAUUCACUGGAAGAUUCAGACAAAACUGAUACAGACCAAUUUGUGUUUAAGAAAAAGAAAGAAAUGGAUAAGUCAAUUGUUGGUGAAACAAGUAAACUAGCCAUGGGUGAUGGUGAGGAUUUAAGAGAAGACACUCAAGAUGGAGAUAAGUUGAAAUCAUUCAGUAAGAAAAUUAGAGAGAAUAUUAAUCUGUUCAUGACUUUUGUCAAUAGUUCAACAAAAACAUUGACAAGGAAAUUAAAUAAAAUUUCUCGAGAUUAUAGAUAUGUUAUCAGGACACUAGCAGUUGAAAAGAAAACAUUAAAACAAAAUCGUGGAUUUGGAAUUGGUCUAAGAACAGGUUCAUCAAUGAUUUGGCAGCCUAUGCCAUUUGUUGGUAAAAGUGUAACAUUAAGUGCUGAAAAGUUAGAAGAACUAGAAGAACAACAAGAAUUAAAUGCUUCCAAUCAGCCUCAGCUUAUGCGUCUUAUCCUGGCUCUUUGGUUUGCAAUCAUAUCCCACUCUGAUUUGGUGUGUUAUUUUAUGAUUUUCUUACAUCAGAUUAAAUCUGCUACCAUUUUAAGUUUGCCACUGCCAUUGAUGGUUUUUCUUUGGGGUACACUCACUGUUCCUAGGCCAACAAAGAAUUUUUGGGUCACUCUUAUCGCAUACACUGAAGUAAUUGUUGUCAUUAAAUGCAUGUUCCAAUUUGAUAUGAUCCCGUGGAAUCAACAAGUUGUUACUGACAACAUGCCAUUCUUCCUACCAAGAAUUAUUGGUAUUGAGAAGAAACCAAAUUAUGCCACAUAUGAUUUAUUCUUACUACUUGUUUUGUUCUUCCACCGAACUAUGUUAAAAUCGUUGGGACUUUGGAAAAGUUCACUGUCAUUUAAAGGAACACCUAUUAACCAAAUAUCUUUGUUUGACACAAUCGACACUCGAUGUUCAAUGGGCUCUGAGGGUUAUCAAGGAUCUGUAGACAACGAUCCAAGUACUGAACAAACAACUGUUGUGUUGGCUCCAGAAUUCUUGCAAUCUAGUAACAAGGAUGUACAAUUAAUACAAAAAUCAUAUGAACAAUCAUUUGAUAAAUCAAACUCAGUAGAGACUGACAAUCUCUUAGAAAUAAUGCCAUUGUCUCUCAAAAAACAUUGUAGUCCUUUAGUGUCUUUCUUCGAACAAUUAAUAGACUCAAGUUCAAGAGUCAACGCUGAUGUUUAUACUUAUAUGUUUUUGUGUGAUUUUUUCAAUAUAUUUGUUGUUGUUUUUGGAUUCUCAGCUUUUGGGUCUCAAAGUGAUGGUGGUGUGUCUCAAUAUUUUGAAGAAAAUAAAGUACCUGUUCCAUUUCUAAUUAUGUUAACUCUUCAAUUUGCGUUAAUUACUGUUGAUCGGUUGCUUUAUUUAAGAAAGUAUAUCUUGGGAAAGAUACUAUUCCAGUUUGUAUUAAUAAUUGGUUCUCAUAUAUGGAUGUUUUUCAUAUUACCCGGAGUUACGGAAAGACAAUUUAAUGCUGUACUUCCACCUCAACUUUGGUAUAUGGUAAAAUGUUUUUACUUGUUACUGUCUGCAUAUCAAAUUAGAAGUGGAUAUCCAACAAGAAUUCUAGGGAACGUUCUAUGUAAAAAUUACAAUUAUAUUAACAUGAUUUUAUUCAAACUUUUUAUGUUAUGCCCAUUUGUAUUUGAACUGAGAACAAUAAUGGACUGGGUAUGGACUGAAACAUCAAUGACAUUACCAGAUUGGCUUAAAAUGGAGGACAUUUUUGCACAUAUUUUCCAACUAAAAUGUUCAAGGCGUGUGGAAAAUGAAUACCCAAAUCCUAGGGGAAUUAAAGUUAAACCAGCUAAAAAAUAUUUGAUUGGAGGUGGAACCUUGAUCUGUUUAGUGACUGCUAUUUCGUUUCCGCUAGUGUUAUUUGCUCUUGGGAAUACAGUAGGAGAACCUAAUUUACCUGAAGGUAUCAAUCUAAAUGUUAAACUUGGAUCAAACCAACCAAUAUAUACCAUGACUAUUGAAGGAACAAUUCAGAAGUUUGAUGAAUCCGACUGGUACUCAAUGAUAAAUGUUUAUAAAAAGUCUAGAUCAGCACAAACAUUCUUAUCAAACUAUGACUAUGAAGAUGUUGGUGUAUUUUACAUAACAACGCAUUCAGCAAAUACAUGGUCAAUUAGUCCACCUGAAUUGGAAAGCAUGAUACAACAAUUGAGUGAACCUAAUGCCUCUUAUACAGUUAAAACUGAUUGGGUUAUUAAUCGUAAGAAUGCUUAUGGGGAACAACCAAAAGAUGUUAAAGAUAGUCACGAAAUUACUAUUAAUCAAACUACUUGUGCAGAACUGGCUAAUCUCAUUACUAAUAAAAACCACAGUGUUAUGUUAUAUGGUUUAAUACCCAAGUUUAUUAAGGUCACUGGAUUUGGAGGGGCAAAAGCUGUGUCACAACUCAUGAUCAGUAAUGAAACUGAGCCAUAUAUGAAUGCUAGUGUGUUUUUAAAUAGUAACAAUAAUAACAAUGAUAGUGAAAAAUGGUGGGACUUGUAUGAAGAAUGUCCUAAUGAAAGCUCGGCUCGAUAUUUAUACGAUUUGCCAAAAAGCUCAUGUAUUCCUGGUGGUAACAAACGUAACUUUACAAUAUAUACAUUUAACGACAAAGCAUUUCCUGAAACAUUGAACAUCAUUAGUGGAAAAGGGAUUAUUGGACUGUAUACAACAUUUGUUAUUGUUGUUCAUACAUUUGUUCGAGGAUUUUUCACUGGUAUAUCAACCAAAAUCAUGUUUGAUGACAUGCCAUAUGUGGAUAGAAUCUUACAACUGUGCUUAGAUAUUUAUCUGGUUAGAGAAAGUGGUGAAUUAGAUUUGGAAGAAGACCUAUUCGCUAAACUAGUAUUCUUGUAUCGGUCACCUGAAACAUUAAUUAAGUGGACUCGACCUCCUGACACAACAUCAAAUGAAGAUCCUGAUGAUGCUCUCCCUGAACUCUCUGCAUAAUCUCAUAAUAUAAUGUAAUGUUAAAAUCAAAGCUAGUGACCUUGUAUUGGUUGCCUGUAACAUGACUUGAUAAACCUUAUACAGUAUAAAACUAAGGUCACGACGGCGCUCUCCAAGAACUCUCACUUAAUCUCAUUUAAUGUAAUACUAAAUAUUAUAUAAUAUAAUAUUUUUAUAUCUCAAAGCUCUCACACAUCACUGUUAUUACUCUAUUAUAUCAAUUGGCAUAUUAUAAUUAAUAUCUACACGCUAAGUAUCAUUUUUACAUGAUAUCUAUGUAAUGUGAAUAUUUUUUUUUCGCACUUCUUUAUCUGUGCUUAACUAUUUUAAGGUUUUUAUUUCCUUCACAUAAUUAUGUCUAUUAUUAUUUUUUUUUUGUUUUUGUAAUUUGUUAUUUUUUAUAUACACUAUUAAGAUUUUUUGAUCAAUAACAACCUUUGUGCAUUUUAAGAAAGCAAUAAGUAACUUAAUUAAAUAUUGCAAAUUAAUAUUAGUAUAUUAAUAUAUUGUUUCCAUAAGUUGAUUAGCAUAAUUUUAUAUUUUUCACUUACAAAACUUACAAUCAUAUAUUUAUUGUAACACAGUUUAGAUAUUGUGAAUUAUUUUUAUUCGCCUACACAAUUGUUGCAAUUAUAUCAUCAUUUUAUGUUUA
Messenger RNA from Aphis gossypii (cotton aphid), 8606 nucleotides. Its product is annotated as piezo-type mechanosensitive ion channel component-like. The transcript has 46 exons. The record is from RefSeq and is a predicted model, not a curated record. Lineage: Eukaryota; Metazoa; Arthropoda; Insecta; Hemiptera; Aphididae. Bases 389 to 7954 code for a protein of 2521 amino acids.